This is a messenger RNA of Lolium rigidum, 1777 nucleotides long. RefSeq lists its product as uncharacterized. Bases 115 to 1650 code for a protein of 511 amino acids. Lineage: Eukaryota; Viridiplantae; Streptophyta; Magnoliopsida; Poales; Poaceae. Gene Ontology annotation, molecular function: zinc ion binding. The transcript is spliced from 5 exons. The record is from RefSeq and is a predicted model, not a curated record.
AUAGAUGGGUUCCUUGGUGGUUGCAGACCGUAUUUGGCAAUAGAUAGCACAUUCUUGACAGGCAGGUUCAAGGGGCAGUUGGCUAGUGCUACUGCCAUUGAUGGCCAUAAUUGGAUGUAUCCGGUUAGUUCUGGAGUUUUUGACUCUGAAACUAAUGAGAAUUGGACUUGGUUCAUGCAACUGCUAAGACAAGCCAUAGGAUCACCAACAGGUUUAGCCAUAUGCACUGAUGCUGGCCAGGCAGUUAUGACAGGGGUAAAAGAAGUGUUCCCAGAGGCAGAACAUAGAGAGUGUAUGUUUCACUUGGUGACCAACUUCAAGAAGAAGUUCCAUGGGAAGGUGUUUGAUGACCACCUUUGGGCUGCUGCUUACUCAUGGAAUACAUAUUUAUUUGGCAAACAUUGGGCUGCUAUGGAGACAGUAAAGCCAGCUGCAACAACACAUGUAAGGAAGUGGCACAAUAGGUUGUGGUCUAGGAGCCAGUUCUCAACUAUAUGCAAGGUGGACUAUGUAACCAACAACUUGGUUGAGAGCUUUAACAAUUGGAUCAAGCACCACAAGUCCUUGAACUUGGACGACUUCUUUGAUAAGGCGAGGCAAUUGAUUAUGAUAUUGUGGAACCGAAGGAGAAAAGUUGCAAAGAAGUUAGAUGGUUUGAUUCUCCCCCACAUAAUGAAGAGGCUGAAUGUAAUGACUAGGGAAUUAAACUUGGAGGUUGUAGAAAGCUCAGAAGAAGUUGCUGAAGUGACUGCAUUAGGUGGUAGCGGAUUUAGGUUUGUGAUCAACUUGCAAGAGAGGACAUGUUCUUGUAGACAAUGGCAAGUUUCCGGCCUUCCUUGCAAACAUGCUCUUGCAUUCAUCACAUCACUUACCAAUGCACACAUACGACAAUAUGUGGACGUGUAUUACUCCCUUGAAAAAUUCAGAUCAGCUUAUGCCCAACUAAUCCCUGCUAUGCCUGACAAGAACCAAUGGCCUCAAUCUGACCAUGGCUUCUUCAUGCAUCCGCCACUAUUAAAGGCUACUGCUGGUAGGCCUAAAACUGAGAGGUACAAAGGUUGCGGUGAGAAGAAAAGGAAAAAUGGCAAACUCUUAUGCCCUAUUUGUAAGGAAUAUGGGCAUCACUGGCAUAAUUGUAAGAAAUGCAACCCCGAUGACAUUGCUGCGAUGACGGCUGUGAGAGAACCACCAAAGAAGAGGACAAAGACAUCCCAAACAGCCGACUCAUCCAUUGUGCCUUAUGAUGAAGAACCAACAAGAAUGUGUUUUCCCCCAAGCCAAAAUUUGGAAACUACAACUAAGAAGGAAAAGAAGGAAAACCAUGCUAACUCAAGUGAUGGAGCAUCAAAAAGUACCAAAAGCUUGGAGAAUACAAGUAAAAAAAAUAGGAAAGGGAGCAACUCUGAAUCGGUUGGAUCCAAAAGAUCAGGAACCGGCUCAAACCAACUGAUGCCAAUUUCCAUAGAGUUUCCUAUUCCCGGCGAUGAGAAAGAUGUUCCAGUGAAGGCGGGCAAGAGCAAAAAGAGAAAGUGUGCUAAAAAGAUUCCGGCGGUUCCACUUGACAGCCCAGCUAUGUGCACAAGAAGCAAAUUUUUAAGCCCUGCGAGCCCCGCAAUGAGCACAAGAAGCAAAAGAAGGCUCAGCUUGUGAUUAUCAGAUGGUUUCUUUUGAUGCAAUUGUUAUUUUGGAGGUUCUUUUGUGCUGUUUGGGUCAUAUAGAUUCGACCUCAUGCAUGUGUGACCUUGUAUGCGAACUACUGAUGCAUCUGAACUACUAC